This is a messenger RNA of Trichoderma atroviride IMI 206040, 1020 nucleotides long. The record is from RefSeq and is a predicted model, not a curated record. Lineage: Eukaryota; Fungi; Ascomycota; Sordariomycetes; Hypocreales; Hypocreaceae.
AUGCCCUUUUUUCUCAGGACAGGGCUGGUGGGCUCGGGGGUUGACAGCUCACUCACACGGCGCGAGGGCGAGCGUGACGAUGUUGUCGGAGGCGGAGAGAUUGGAGCCCGCCUUGACGAGAUACAUGCCGUCGCCGCUGCUACUGGACGAGGAGAUACGUAUGACUUGAAAGUUGUUAGUUGGUACGGAUACGACAACUCGAGAUGGCCAGGGGUAGAGACGGGCAAAGCCUCAGCAGCAAGCUUUAGCCUUUGCAUCUCCCUAAACAGCAAUCUUGGAAACAGGAAAUGCUCACCUGCGUCUGAGUGCAUCGUCUUUGCUCGGACAUGGACUACUUACAGCACUGCUUCUGCGACGUUGCUACAGCAGAAACAUGUGAAAGCGGCGUCGACGGCACAAGGUAUGGGGUACAAGGUUUGCACCUCGCCUGGCUGUCAAGGAGCCCAAGUUCCCAGUACGAAGGGCUCCGUGCCGCAGCAGACAAGGGACCAGGCCGUAAACAAAGAACGACGUGCGCUAGGCAAGCAUCAGCCAAGCACGAGGAACUGGCACAAGGUAAAAAAUACAGAGAGAAAAACGAGCGCCUCAUGGCCCGUGCGCCGGGGCAGGGCCUGGCAGCCAAUGGCAGCGCAUGUGGGCGAAGCCAGCCACCAGCAGGGCCCCACCCCAGGGCUGAUUCAGCCAGUCACAGGUGUUAAAAGACUCCCGGCCCCCCGCUCCCUCAAAUCACAUCUUCGCAUUUCCCUCGUCCUCUUCGCGAGCCUUGCCUCCUCCCACUCCACGACCAAUCAAUCCCGCCCUGCCCUGUCCGACGAACCAGCAGCAAUUGCGAGGUCCAAGACGGCGAAAAAAAGGGCCCUUCCCGCACCUCACGCGUGCAAUCAGAUUCGUCCGUCAAGGGAGCAGCGAAACAGCCAGCCGUGGCCAUUCACAGCGUCUCGACUAUCUCGUUCCGAUCCGCUUGCAAGCCGCGCGCAACGCCCGUCCAUUGAGCGUCUAGGCCGCAGCGUCAAACCUUGA